Messenger RNA from Chiloscyllium plagiosum (whitespotted bambooshark), 4180 nucleotides. RefSeq names its product t-complex 11, testis-specific-like 2 (gene tcp11l2). The record is from RefSeq and is a predicted model, not a curated record. Gene Ontology annotation, biological process: signal transduction. NCBI's taxonomy places the organism in Eukaryota, Metazoa, Chordata, Chondrichthyes, Orectolobiformes, Hemiscylliidae.
CCUUCCCCUUCCCUUCCCCCAAUACCAGUGGACCCUUAAAUCUGAGUCCUCCUACCCCCGGCGUUCCCAGUGUACUCGGCUCAGGUUUCCCCGAAGCGGGCUCGAAAGCCGGCGCUGCACCGUUCCAGCCGCUCCGCCUAUAACCCCCGAGUUACCGGGCUCCAGACCCUUGCAGGCUGCUGUGUGCAGCGAGUGAGGAAGGUGAGGUGUCACGGUACACCUCUGGAGCAGGUGGAGAUUGAACCCCAGGUCGCCUGGCUCAGAGGGAGGGACACUACCACUGGCGCCGCAAGUGCAUUGGGUGGAGGCUGGCUGUGCUGCUGAAAUGUGUGUGUGUUUUUCUGGCUUGUUAUGGUCUCUCUCUCUGUCUCCGAUCACAUGAGCGUUUGCAUGACGUGGAAAGAGGAGCUUUAAAAAACAGCUCCAUCCAGCUCUCCAUCUACGGCCUUGUUAUUGCACUGACUGCAGGAAGAGACAGAGAGAAAGGACAUUGUAUCCCUUUACUGACCUUUCCCAAUCCUCCGGCUACUCGAAGGUUUUCUACAAUAAUCCCGGUGUACUUCAUUUCAGGCACUUAACUGAUUUGCUAUUCUGUUGUGAAGCUGCUAAACUUGAAAGUGAGAAGAUGCCUUUCAGUAAUGAGAAACAUUCCUUGAAUGAUGAGUCAUUGAAUAGUGACACUGACUCUUGUGAGCGGUCUGAUAGUGUCAACUCUUCCAGUGAUUAUGAAUAUGCUCGACAAAGUUUCAGUAGUGAUUCUUCUAGCAAACCCAGCUCUCCAGCCUCAAGUCCUCCUAAAACGGGUUCUUUUGAUGUCCUAAUGGAGACUGCAAAAGGGUUGUCAAAUAUGUCUCUGGUUCAUGAAAUAGUUAUGAAUAGCAACUUUCAAAUGAAGCAAAUUGAUCUUCCUCCUCAAAGUUUACCAAGAAAAGUGAAAGAAAUAGUUCACAAGGCAUUCUGGGACCAUUUGGAAGCUCAGUUGAACCAGGAUCCACCUGAAUACCAUCACGCCCUUGUGCUUUUGGGAGAAAUUAAAGAGAUUCUACUGUCAUUUCUGCUACCUGGCCAAAACAGACUUCGAAACCAGAUCUCUGAGGUUCUAGAUUUGGAUCUAAUCAAACAGCAGGCUGAGCACAGUGCUAUUGAUAUCCAUAAACUGGCUGCAUAUAUUGUUACAUUAAUGGGAAAGUUCUGUGCUCCAGUUCGGGAUGAUGAUGUUAAAAAAUUGAAAUCAAUUACUGGGAUAGUUCCAUUGUUCAGAGAGAUAUUUAAUGUUCUUGAUUUGAUGGCAAUGGAUAUGGUCAACUUCACCAUUCAAAAUAUCCGACCACACAUCCAACAAUGUUCAGUUGAUUACGAGCGAAGCAAGUUCCAGGAUUAUCUCAAUAAACAGCCCUAUGCUCUUGAUUAUACAACUCAGUGGUUAAAGGAGUCUGUUACUGAAGUAUCGGCAUCUAUGACCACCUCAGACACCUCCCCUUCUGAUACUAAUGGGAGUUCCAGUCUUCCCCUCAGUCCAUCAUCUGUGCUAAACAAUGGUUAUUUGAAGUUGUUGCAAUGGGACUACGACAAUAAGCCCUUACCUGAGACUCUGAUGACUGAUCGAUCACGACUCCAAGAACUGCAGCAAAGACUGAACCUGCAAAGGCUUGUGGCCUAUAUAAUGUUGAUCAUCUACAACAUGGUGGGAGCAACCAUUUCAGGACUACCUGACUUUGCAGAAAAAUUAAAGCGAGUUAUUGUUGUUCUGCUUGAGGGCAUGCAUGACAAAAAUUUCAAUCUUGAAGAAACACUCAAGACUAUAAGUGUAAAGAUCUGUUCUGAAAUAAACCAAUCUUUGACAGAAAGGGGUUACUCUGUGCUUACAAAUGAAAAUCAAACAAAUCUUACUGGUCAGAUCUGCAGCAUUGCAGAAGAAAGCAACCCUGUCCGUACCUUGAUUAAUAAUCGGAUUGAACAGUACGUUAGAAAUUUGCUCAGUGUGCCAAAUCAGCGGAAGACUGUUUCAGUUGUUCCAGGAGGCCUUACACCUAUUCAAGUUGAACUCGAGGAGAUUGGAUCCCAAUUUGUCUGUAUUAUUAAUUACAAUAUACAGGUGUAUGGGCCAUUUUAUUCCGGCAUUUUGCGAAAGCUUCUGUUCAAUAAUCUAGCAUCGGCAGGUACUACAGCAUCACAGGCUCCUUGAGUGCAGAAGGUUAAUAAAAGGAGCACACAUGGUCUUGGUUUGUAGUGUUUGUUUUGUUUUUGUAUUGCAUCUUUGUACGUUGCCUGUAUAGAAUAGUUUGUUCAUCACUUAAAUCUAUUUGAAUAAUUGCGUGCAUAUAUAUAUAUAUAUAUAUAAAAUGUCAAAACCACCCAAUUAUACGAAGUUAUUUAAUAUCACUUGAAGCUAAAUUUAUAUUGCAUUUUUACUAAAUAAUUGCGGCCUUGCUCAGUUUUUUUUAAAUUGGCCGUCAGUUUUAAUUGUCCUAAUUUCAGAAAUAAAUUUAAGGGAAUUAUAAAAUAGUUUAGUAUUUUUCUAUGAAGUGAGAAUCAAAACAUUUGAAAAGAAAAACGUGAAUACUUUUAUAUAGGAUGCCAACGUAAGAGAGAGUUUGCAAAGACUGAAGGUAAGCCAUUGAGUUUAAUGUCUGCAGGAAAAAAGACAAUGAAUUCCAUUUCAGAAUAGGUGAGGAACUUGAUAUCUUCAGCAACACCUUGCUGUGCAAACUGCAUGUAUUCAUUGGCCCUCAACGUAAUAUUUUGCUGUUCACUUUUCUCUAUUUGGGUUUAAUGGUGCUUCAGGAGCAAUUCAUGGAUUUUACAAUCAGUAGAAACAUGAAGAUAGCUUCAACAUUGUUUUAAAAUGUAGAACUAAUUGUUUGUAUUUUUAUAUGCAUUUUAUCUGUAUGUUUAGUCUGGUUUUGCUGCAUCAAUUUUAUUUUGUGUGUAUAUAUAGUUUAUGUUCCACUUACUUGGAACAGAAUUGGUGAUUUACAGCAGGUAGAUUACUGCUCACCUUUGAUGUAGAUUAUGUAUUUUCGUCAUUAGAGGAGAUUUGAUCCAUGCAUGUCUUUUUUUGUUUGGCUUAACAUUUAGAACAGUGUUGGAACAGUGUUUCAAAGCUGUAUUUGUUAAUCUCAUUUCUGCUGCAGACUGUCACACUGGUGCUAAGUUUACUGUUAACUGACAUGACUAGUCUGUUUUUAAAAUCAAAGUUUUUCUUGUUUUACAGUAGUAUGUUUGUGGCCAAUAACUUGCAAAUUAUACAUACUGAAGUACUGUACUUUUUGUGAGGGACUAAGCAGUAGUAACAUUGGCUAUUGUUCAUCUGUGGCUCUCCUUGUGGAAUAUUCCCCACCAAAAUGUGUCUUAAUCAUCACCCCAUCCCAACACCACUUUCCAUAUGUUCACUAAACACCCGUAGUUCACUUAAUUGUGGUCUUUACAUUUUUUCAGAAAUGGGUAGAAGAUUCAUAUCUAAAAUCAUUCACAGUUUUAUUUUUCCUUUUUAGAAUUUGCAGCUCAAUUCAGCAUCUCCCUAUUUAGUAUAGGAUAGAUUUUCAUCCUUACUGUUUAGAACUUAAACCUCAGCUUGAUGGCAUGCAGAGAGAAAACCUGAAUGUGCAUAAAUGCAUGCUUAAACUGGAGAAAUUUAAUUCAAUUAGAACAGAUUAAGAUGGAAUCCAUCGUGGGCAUACCUUGUAACCACAUUUUUUCUUCUACCCUAAAUCUAUACCAUUAUUUCUUGGAUUGAACAGAAUUUAAGAAACAUGACGAGCUUAUAUUGUUGUGUGGAAUGAACAAUAGAAAUGGCCCAAAUUAUAUUUUAUCAAACCACAUAUUACUUCAGAAGUGGUCAAUACCCCAUACAGGGUUAUCAGUUACUGCACUGGCAUUCAUUUGAGGCUGAGGUAGGUGCAAACCCCUAGACAAAGAUAUUAAUUUAAACUGGUAGGAUGGGUACCUAGAAAUGUAAGUCUUCUUCAGUACCAAUGUGAAGGACAUUUGCAGAGGGAAAAAAGUUGCUAAUGGUCAGGUUGAAAGCAACUUUUAAAAAAUUUUCCAAAAUGGGAUGGAAAGUGACAGUGUUGUUAUACUAUUUGCUGUACUUAAAAGCUCACCUUAAUUCUUCAUUGUUGACGUGUAUAAAAAUAUAUUUGAAGUAUGAAGUUUUAUAUUUAAUAAAAUCUUAAAUGAA